Molecule: messenger RNA, 867 nt
Organism: Fragaria vesca subsp. vesca
Lineage: Eukaryota; Viridiplantae; Streptophyta; Magnoliopsida; Rosales; Rosaceae
Exons: 1
Coding region: 60-806 (248 amino acids)
Source: RefSeq, a predicted model, not a curated record
AAACACUUACAUUCUUCAAUCCUCAAAACCCCUUAAGAGACACAAACUUCAAGUUCAAGAUGGUGAAGCAAUUAUCAUCAGUCUAUACCAUUUUGCUUUCUAUUCUAGUUGCCUCAUCACUACUGGUCAAUGCAGCAGUUGACCCUGUCAGGGCCAGUGGACAUGAACCAAUUCUUGAGAUGUACAUGCAUGACAUUCUUGGGGGAAGCAACCCAACAGCUAGGCCUAUAACUGGCCUGCUAGGCAACAUCUAUGGAGGUCAAGUGCCCUUUGCAAAGCCAAUAGGGUUCCUUCCACCACAAGGUGGUGUCCCCAUCCCUAAUGCCAAUGGUGCCCUCCCUACUGUCAAUGGCAUCAAUGGGAUCCCUCUUGGAACCGGCUUGUCGGGCACAACAUUCUCGGGAAAGCCCAUCGGGCAGGCCCAAACACAGUUGGGGCCUGAUGGGCUGAGCCUGGGCUUCGGCACCAUCACCGUCAUUGAUGACAUUCUCACCACAGCACCUGAGCUAGGGUCACAGACUAUUGGUAAAGCACAAGGAGUUUAUGUGGCAAGUUCAGCAGAUGGGUCAACACAGAUGAUGGCAUUCACUGCUAUGAUUGAAGGAGGUGAAUAUGGUGACAGUAUCAACUUUUAUGGUGUGUUUAAGAUUGGAAGCCCAAUGUCACAUUUGUCUGUGACUGGAGGGACUGGGAAGUUCAAGAGUGCUAGUGGUUUUGCUGAGGUGAGGUCACUAAUCCCUCCUGGCCAACAUGUUACUGAUGGUGCAGAGACUCUGCUGAGGAUCGUUGUCCAUCUAAGCUAUUGAUGAUGAUCAGACUUUAUGGAAAUUUUAAACCGAGUCUUAUUUGUUUGAUUGAAGUGUAAAC